This is a messenger RNA of Stomoxys calcitrans (stable fly), 1503 nucleotides long. Its product is annotated as trypsin alpha-3. Gene Ontology annotation, molecular function: serine-type endopeptidase activity. The transcript has 5 exons. Gene Ontology annotation, biological process: proteolysis. The record is from RefSeq and is a predicted model, not a curated record. Bases 669 to 1472 code for a protein of 267 amino acids. Lineage: Eukaryota; Metazoa; Arthropoda; Insecta; Diptera; Muscidae.
GAAAUUGCGGACUACUUACAAAAUCCUUAAUUGUUUCCAAUAACACUUCCCUAAGUUUGUUCAUGUCUAGUAUUGUGUCUCUACCUAAGUACCGGUAUCUGUUGGAGGCGAAAGCCAGGCAAUGACAAAGGAAAUGCUCGAAUGUCUCAUCAUAUUCCCCGUAUGCCCUAUACAUGCUAUCACUUGCCGCACCGAUUUUACAUAACUUCCUUUCAGUAAUAGCCUCGUCUUCUCACGAUCUGGGUCCCCCAUAGGAUUUUCGCCGUCCUACCGACCGUUUCGCUGUUCCACAAUGUUGCAUUCGCAGCCCACUCCCUUAUAUUAACGGCAAUCCGAAUUUUGUCCAGUUGGUCUUCAACUUAUUCCGGAAGCUUAUCGGAUUCGGCGCUGGCUGUGCUAUUCUAAACCUAAUGUAGCGAUGGUCAGAGAAAGAGUGUUCCAUGGAGACCCUCAAAUCCUGAACCUCAUCGAUUAGAUUUUCCGAACAUAUCGUCACAUCUAAUACCUCUCACUAAUCCUAUUAACGAAGGUAGCGGUGUUACCAAUAUUAGGUGUUAUUAGGUCGUUAGUAUUCAAGAACUCUGCACCUAUGAACUCUUGUACACAGCACCCAUUCCUUCAGAGAGUUAUAUGAACCACAUGCCGUAUCUUGGUCUUCUGAUCGUCCCAUGAGUAAUGCCGAUACACAAGGGUACAUAAGCAGCGGUUUUAGACCCACCGAUGGUAAUCUAGAAAGUUACGUUGUGUCUAUAAGGACUCGCAAGCCAACUGCGUAUUUUGGCGAUAAUCAUUUCUGUUCAGGUGUUAUUAUAACCUCAAGAAUAAUCCUAACAUCUGCUCAUUGUGUAAUGGAUGGCCAUCGCAUUAUAACUCGUCCAAGACGUUUGCGUGUAGUAGCAGGUUCACCUAAUCGUCUAAAGAAGGAAAGAACCACACUUGAGUUUAUGGUUUUCAAGGUUAUACCACAUCCAAAAUUUCAACGCAUGAAAGGCUACGACAUAGCCUUGUUGGUCCUAUCAGAUGCAAUACCCAGAUGGAAUACUAGAAUUAAAAUUAUAUCAUUAACUAAAUCAAGACCUACUGAGGGAACCCAUUGUCAGACACUAGGCUGGGGUCAAUUAUUUUGGGACGGGCCUUAUGCCGAUCGAAUCACCUAUGCUAAUCUUAGCAUUGUCUCCGACACAUUGUGUAGGCAAGCCUAUGGAGUCCACUAUACCAAAGACCUUAUAUGCGCUGCCAAUCCAAAGGAUUCUUCGGUUGGCACAUGUCGUGGAGAUUCUGGUGCUCCAUUAAUUUGUCAUGGCAAAUUAGUGGGUAUCGUGUCAUUCAGUAGCAUGUGUAAUAAUCUACAGCCUUCAACUUUUACCGAUGUCACAUACUACUCAAACUGGAUAAUAACAAUGGGUUUGGGAACAAAAAUCAAUGGUGGUGUUACCUGUUUUUUGGUGUUGUUGAUAUUGUAUUUGUUGUAAAAAUAUAUGUGGUGUAAAGAGUUACUUUUAA